Molecule: messenger RNA, 6977 nt
Organism: Oryzias latipes (Japanese medaka)
Lineage: Eukaryota; Metazoa; Chordata; Actinopteri; Beloniformes; Adrianichthyidae
Gene: pld1b
Product: phospholipase D1b
Biological process (GO): regulation of microvillus assembly; regulation of vesicle-mediated transport; intracellular signal transduction
Cellular component (GO): intracellular membrane-bounded organelle; plasma membrane region
Molecular function (GO): phosphatidylinositol binding; D-type glycerophospholipase activity
Source: RefSeq, a predicted model, not a curated record
AUUCUGCAUAGCACCUAUGCAGAAGUGACAUUUUUGUUUUUAUUGAUCAUUUUUUGCCUCAUACAGUUCCAUUAGUAACUUAUUUUAAACCUUUAUCCAGUCCGUUCCAUAAAUUCAUACCACAAUACCGUCCAUAAAGGGGAACUGAGAGUGAACAGCUUGCUUAAAAGGCAAUAAAUGGUUAGAAAUCAGUUCAGACUGAACAGUUGUUUUGAUGCCAAAGCCGGCCUGAAUUUAGCCAGCCACACCAUGUAGGCAGAACAUUGAGCUGAGAGUUUGAGGUGUUGAAUGGUCUUACUGAUGCUAACCCCUGAAUUUACCGAGCUUGGGACCAGCACAUUUCUUUUGUUUUGUUGUGGUUCUUAGUCAUUUUUAAUAAUUUAGUUAUUUGUGGAUCUAGUGGGGCAGUAACGUCAUUUAGGGGGGCAUUACCCCCCCUUGCCUUACGCUAAGGUAUUCCAUAAUCUGUUUCUACUCUAAACUCCUCUGCCUCUCUUCAUCCACUGCUCUGCUUCCCUUUGAACAGGUUUCCCUGGAGAGCCUGUCUCCAUCGAUCUUUCGCCCCCCUCACGCCCUCGCCACCUCAGAUCACGUCAGAUGCGACACUAAUCCAGACAUGGAGGAUUAGCAGAGGAGAAGCAGGGAUUCAGCUGCAUUCCUUAAUAGAAAGGCAUGCAGAGGGAAUGAGAAUUAAAAACAGGUCAAACGCGGGGUGCGUGUGCUGUCUGUGUGAGCGCUCAUAUGUGCAUGAGGAUUGACUCCAGGGAUUUUAACGUAAACUGACCCAGAAACAUGAAAGCAGUGAAAAAGCAGACUGUGGGGGAACAGACAGCAAUGAUGAGGCAAAUGAGCAUGAAACAUUCUAUGGAUUAAGUGGAGUUGGUGUCAUGCUGAUCGCCUCUCUGUGUCUAAUUUCCUCCCUUUUUACUGUGACUUUGCUUGUUUAAAAACGAUCUGAUAAAAGAACUGAUACUCAAAGAUGGUCAACAGUAUCGGUGAAGGUGGAAUCAUUAUAACACCGUAUUUUUUUUACAUUUAUUUUGUUUUUAAAUUAUACUAAUUUUUUUUAUGAUUACAAUGCUGCCACGGGAACGCACACAUUUCCCACGUGUGGGAUCAAUAAAGUAUUUCUGAUUCUGAUUUUCAGAGGGAGUCUGGGACUGCUGCUGGUAAAACAGAUGGAGGGAAUUCAUGUUGAUUCACGCUCAUGCUGCAGUUCCAGAGACUUCUUGAUGAUGGAACGUAUUGAAUAUGCCACAAAAGCUUAGGAUGCAUUCACACUGUUUGGAUCUAGACCAGAACUGGUUUCCUCUGAUGGUCCUCUUGAUUAGGCGAGUGUGAAAGCUCACAAACAGAACACUUAGACCUCUUCUGAACAUCGGUCUCUGUUUGCAAACAUACUCAGUGUGUUUUGUUUUAAUGUAAAUGCUUAGCAGACUAUCCUUAGGGAAGAGAGGAACCAAAGGAAGUCAAUGACGUAAACACCGUGGAUGAUGAGUAAGGAGGAUAAAAAUUGUCCACGGCACCAUCCAUUUUAGGUGAGCCUUUGGCUCCAUACUGAGUGCUAGCCAUGUUGCAGCAGCCCGAGCAGACAUCCAGCACCCUGCAGCUGGUAGCUAGUGACAUGACGGGCAUCAUGGAGAACCUGGACACCCGGGAGCUCGCCCUGGGUGAUGGUGAUUACGACCUGGCGGAUGCCAGCGUUCCUGCAGGACAAUUGUCUUUUGCUGCAAUAUACAACACUGUGAGCUUCAAGGAAUCCGGGGGUAAGGUUUUCCUGUCCUGUCCGAUUACGGCCAGGGUCACGGAUGUAGAGAAGCACAACGCGGUUCAGGACCGUUUCAACAUGACCGCACAGAGGAGUGUCAACAAGACUCUUCCAGCUCUCUACACCAUCGAGCUGAAACAUGGAGAGUUUACAUGGAAAGUGAAGAAGAAGGAGAAGCACUUCAUGGAGCUCCACAGAGAGCUGAGGACGUACAAGACCUUCGUCAAGCUGAAGCUGCAUCCGCACAGUCACACUGUGAGGAGGACCACGGUGCCAAAGAGCGAGGCGACACAGAUACCUAGCCUCCCCAAGGGAGGAGAAGAGGAGGGUAGAGGAGACACUGUUUCCAGCCGUAAGAAACAACUUGAAGAUUACUUGAACAAACUGCUGAAGAUGCAGAAGUACAGGAACUACCAUGCUACGAUGGAGUUCAUGGAUGUGAGUCAGCUGUCCUUCAUUCACGACCUUGGACCAAAAGGCUUAGAAGGAAAAGUGUUGAAACGGUCAGGAGGCCAUCGGAUCCCCGGACUAAACUGCUGUGGCCACAGCAAAAUGUGCUACCGCUGGUCCAAACGCUGGUUGGUGGUGAAGGACUCGUUCCUGCUGUACAUGAAGCCAGACUCUGGUGCCAUCUCCUUUGUGAUGCUGUUUGACAAGGAGUUCAGCAUCAAAGUGGACUCCAAAAGCACAGAAACAAAACACGGCAUUCGUGUUGACAGCCUUUCCAGGUCAUUGGUGCUGAAGUUCAGCAACUACAGACACGCCCGCUGGUGGGGUCAGUCUCUAGAAAAAUUUGCGCAUGACCACGGCUCCGCCUUCCUCAAGGACCACCGCUACGGUUCUUUUGCCAGAGUGGAGGAUGACAUUCCGGCUAAAUGGUAUGUGAAUGGGAAAACGUACAUGGAAGAUGUAGCUAAUGCUCUGGAAGAAGCCAAAGAGGAGAUCUUCAUCACGGACUGGUGGUUGAGUCCAGAGAUCUUCCUGAAGAGGCCGGUCGUUGAGGGGAACCGAUGGCGUCUUGACUGCAUCCUGAAGCGCAAAGCGGAACAAGGAGUGCGAAUCUUUGUGAUGCUGUACAAGGAGGUGGAGCUGGCUCUGGGCAUCAACUCAGGGUACAGCAAGAGAACACUACUGCAGCUUCACCCCAACAUCAAGGUGAUGCGGCACCCGGACCACGUCUCCUCCUCCGUCUAUUUGUGGGCCCAUCAUGAGAAGAUCAUCGUCAUUGACCAGUCAGUGGCGUUUGUUGGUGGGAUCGACCUGGCGUACGGACGAUGGGAUGACAAGGAACACCGGUUGACGGACGUUGGAAGUGUGACGUUCGCGCAGAGUGAAGGUGCAGGUUCCUCUCAGGCUGCUCCAGCCAACGGCAGGGAUGUCAUCCCCAAAAGCAAUGGGAACACAAUGUUCACGGUGAUGGACUCGAGGGACCAGCCCAAACUGAAGGGCAAGAGGAAGAAGAGCAGGUUCAGCCUCAGGAAACGUCUUCACCUGACCCACCACGAAAGCGACAGUGACAGCGAUCGCGAGGAGAACAUGAGGAGCACCUCCGUGCGAAGUCUGAACACAGGAGUUGGAGAACUUUGUGGAAAUACGCGGUUCUGGCAUGGGAAGGACUACUGCAACUUUGUGCACAAGGACUGGGUUCAGCUGGACAAACCGUUUGAUGAUUUUAUAGACCGGCAUACAACCCCCAGAAUGCCGUGGCAUGACAUCGCCUCAGUGGUUCAUGGGAAGGCGGCUCGAGAUGUGGCCCGACACUUCAUCCAACGAUGGAAUUUUACCAAGCUUGUAAAGCCAAAGUACCGAGCUCUGUCGUAUCCAUUCCUACUGCCCAAGUCUCACAGCACAGCCGGGGAGCAGCGAUACAAAGUUCCUGGCUGCGUGUCAGCAAGAGUGCAGAUCCUCCGCUCAGCCUCCGACUGGUCCGCCGGCAUUAAAUACCACGAGGAGUCCAUACACAACGCCUACGUCGACGUGAUCCAGCAGAGCCAACACUUCAUCUACAUCGAGAACCAAUUCUUCAUCAGCUGUGCGGACAACAAACACGUGUACAACAAGAUAGGAGACGCUAUCGCACAGCGCAUCAUCAAAGCGCACAGUGAGGGGAAAAAAUAUCGAGUUUAUGUGGUGACGCCUCUGCUGCCGGGGUUUGAGGGCGACAUCAACACAGGGGGAGGCAGCGCCAUCCAGGCUGUCAUGCACUUCAACUACAGGACCAUGAACCGAGGAGAGUUCUCCAUCAUUUCCCAGCUGAGGAAAGAGAUGGGAGACCAGUGGAUAAACUACUUCUCCAUCACCGGCCUCAGGACUCACGCCGAGCUGGGGGGGAAGCUGGUCACCGAGCUCAUCUAUGUGCACAGCAAGAUGCUCAUCGCCGACGACAACACAGUCAUCAUCGGUUCUGCCAACAUCAAUGACCGCAGCAUGCUGGGUAAGAGGGACAGCGAGGUGGCUGUGGUCGUGGAGGAUAAGGAGACGGUGGUGUCAGUGAUGGACGGGCAGAAGUACCAGGCCGGAAAAUAUGCCCUGCAGCUGCGACUCGAGUGCUUCAAGAUGAUCCUCGGAGCAAACAACGAUCCCUCGAUCGACGUUUCUGAUCCCAUCAGUGAUCACUUUUACAAAGAUAUCUGGAUGACGACCGCUGGUCGAAAUGACUCCAUCUACCAGAGGGUUUUCCGCUGCCUGCCGUCCAGUGACGUCCACAGCAUCCAGGAACUGGAAGGAUACCUGGCCCAGCCGGGUCUGGACAAAGAGAACCCGGCCUUGGCUCAGGAGGAGCUGAAGAAGAUCCGUGGCUUCCUGGUCCAGUUUCCUCUUCAAUUCCUGUGUGAGCAGAACCUGCUCCCGCAGAUUGGCUCCAAGGAGGCCAUGGUACCCAUGGAGGUUUGGACCUGAGGAGGCGGAGUCUGUCUGCUGAGACCAAGUGGCUGAAGGACCUGGAAAUCAGUUGCUGAAUGAAGAAAUGUCAUGUUGGAAUUCUUCUCAAACUGUGGUCAUAUUUUUGAUUACCCCCCCCCCACACACACACACACACACAUACACACACACACUCUAAACUGGAGACAUUUUUCUUCUGCUUUACUCUGCAGACUGAUUGAAUAUUUAUGUAGAAGUUCAGGAAAAGGUCUGCCUGUGAGCCAAAGUGCAGGGUAAACCGAUCACACUACAAGUAAAAUAAUUAGUUUAUUUAGAUUAAAAGGAGACAUGUUACAGUCACCCUGGACUUUCCUGAGCCUGACGGUGAUGCUGUGGCUCUGGACUCCAUCUUCUCAGUCCUUCACUCCACCUCAUGAAGCAUUCACUGUUCCUCUGAAGCACAGUCAGCUCUCUUUGCUUUUUUUACCUCACUAAGAUUAGCCUCUCAGUUUAGAAGUUCAGUUAAAAGAGAUGGUUUAGUUAUUUUUGGUUUGCAGAGGAACAGCUGGACGCACCUCUGUGUAACUCUGAUCCGAGUAAACUAGAGGAAAAUGUCUCCUUUCAUGCUUGAAGAGCAUAAACUACAACAGAUUCUUGUAAAUAUCGCUAUCAAUUUAUUUAUGGAUCAAAUAUUUUUUGAAACAAUGAGAAGUCUAUUAUUUUGUGUAGGAAAUGUUCUUGAUGCAGGAUUAUCUCUUUAUAGGUUAUUCAGCUGGGAGGCGGGGGUAACCUGAAUGAAUGCAGUGCGAUGUUUGACGGUGACAGAGAAAUCAGGGGCAAAAAAGCUUCCAAAGUUAAAACACUAGAUGCAUCUCAAACUGCUGAAGUUUUUUCUUUGAGCGGUUCCACCGAUGUGCAGUUGAAAUCAGCUCAGUCAGACCCAUCUGUGCAAAAACAGAGGAAGGAAUAAGCAGACCUGCUGGGAAUCUCUCCACGGCCUGAAGGUUUGGCCGUUUACAGGAUGGAGGAAAAGGAGGUGAUCGACUGUCUGACAAACCUCCUCCCGCCCUUCACCACCAAGCUGUUACUCCACUUGUUAUUCUCUCGUAAACAACACUAUGCAACUGGCAGGGCCAGGAAAUGCAGCACAGACACUAAAUAGAGAAAAACAGAAGCUUUUUCUGUUUAACAAAAAACCCCAAAGUGCCAAAAGUCCUGGACAGUCUAAUGAUUGAACUGUAAAUUCAUGAACAUUCCUGAUCCCAUGGAUUACACUAUCUGCCUUAAAUGUUUCCUCCUGACAUCAGCUCCAAAGCUGCAGGCAGACCAGCUGAACACAUUUGGAAAUUACAUUCUUCAAAUACCAACUUUAUAUUGGUUUCUGAACAAGAAUAAAAAAUAUGGAUUGGUGCAUCAUAUAGUGAAGACAGUUUUAUUCCCUGUUAGAGAGAUGGAUAAUAGUCUUGAUUAAAGUCAGUAUUUCCAGGAAAAAGGACAAUGAUGAAUUUCAACUUCACUUUUUGGUUUUUCUAUCAGAAAUUGAUCAAAUUCAAGCUUGACUUGAUUCAAGAAAAGUGUCGGGUGUCUCUGAAAGCUAAAGAAAGUGCUGAGAACAGCAUGUGUUCAUGUAAGGGUGUUUGUAAAACGAUGCAUGCCUGUUUGACUCAAUUUGGACCAAAACAAAACCCACAGAAAUCUGCAUUGAAGUUUCCUUUUUGUCACUGAAAUGUAUCACUAUGAAAAAAAAGUGCCAGUUUGUGUGAGCAGUCAUUUUGCCUUUUGGAGUCUGGAUUCUUCCUUUUCUGUCUUUUCUGACUCUUCUGGUGCUGCAUGAAUCUGUCAGUGUCUUCCGGUUUAUUUACUGCAUGAAGCUGCAUUUUUCGAGCGCAGCUGACAGCCUGACAGCAGCCGGAUGCCAUUAAAGUUUCUUGAGAAAAGCAUGACAAAAAGCAAAGUCUCCUCUGUAGCCAGUAUUGAUGAUGUGCCUGUCUAAACGUGGAAGUGAAAGUUUUCCAUGUUUUUCUUUCUACCUCCUGAUCCUUUUGACCAUUUUUUUGGUUAAAGUUUGUUUCUGUCUGCUCUCCUCAGCUCUCUUUAGGUCAGAAAAAGGACCUCUGGAAGCUCUGCAGACUCCAGAAAUGUGGCCACGGUUUAGUUGUUGGUUCAGAUUUGUUGUGAAUGAACAAGCCCAAUUGGGGACCAGAGCUGCAGAUGUCUGCAGACCCUCAUCUGUCUUUUCUUGACUCUUUGAUGUUUGUAGAAAUGCACUAUUUGCACAUCGGUCUGCAUGAUUGCGUCAUAUUGCUCUCGUGAAAUGAUGGUUCAAUAAACCAAGAUUCUCAUAAAAACA